Messenger RNA from Protopolystoma xenopodis, 483 nucleotides. Lineage: Eukaryota; Metazoa; Platyhelminthes; Monogenea; Polystomatidea; Polystomatidae. The record is from the annotation of a GenBank genome assembly.
AUGACGGACGAAAGCUCAGCACGGAGUCUUUGGGGUCGUAUGACUGUGAGCCGAAAUCUACUUGGCAGGAUUCAACAGAUGAAUGUCAAAGACAAUCCUCCUUCGGUAUCCGGUGAGGCCAAUCUACGAAUUCCUUCAAAGGAAAUGAAAGAUAUGCCAGUUAACACAGCCUCUUCCUCCAAAGCGAAUGCAGUUGGAUUUGUGAGUCAUCUGGGCAAAUCUCCAUCGUUUCGUCAGAAGAAAUCGCCCACCCCCACGCCCACUAACGGAGGCGGCCAUGCCAACCAAGAGCCCAACAAACCAAGCGGUUCGUCCAGCCUCGGUCGGUCGGUCAGUAGCGUUAGUGCCUCGAGCGUGCUUAUGCACGCCAAUCACCAUCCCUUGGCUUCACAAACGCCCUUACAGGGCGCUUGCCGGGAGUGGCGGUGGCGUGUCUCCGCCCCAUCAGCUGCUGCUUCACUUGCACCUCACCGGCAGCCAUAA